This is a messenger RNA of Babesia ovata, 1989 nucleotides long. Its product is annotated as DEAD-box ATP-dependent RNA helicase 24-like protein. Lineage: Eukaryota; Apicomplexa; Aconoidasida; Piroplasmida; Babesiidae. Gene Ontology annotation, molecular function: RNA helicase activity; ATP binding; RNA binding. The transcript is spliced from 2 exons. Bases 1 to 1989 code for a protein of 662 amino acids. The record is from RefSeq and is a predicted model, not a curated record.
AUGACUGAUGACAGUUACAAGUCAAUACAAAAUAAUGUAGGACUUAAAGAAGGCACUGAUUCCGAGACAUUGGAAGCAUUUUUUAAAGCGUUGGAAGAAUGCGAAAACGAUUUAGAAGAAGAUAGUAGCAAUGUAAUCGGUGAUUCUGCUGUCACCCUGGUACAUGAGGAAGGCAGUAACAAUGGCGAUCAAUUUGCACAUCAAAAAGUAUUAUCGCAACAUCCGGAAGCCAGUGGAAAGCCAAACGGACAAAGCCAGAUUCUGCAAUCGGCACAUCCAUAUAAUGUAGCUACAAGGGUAUACAACCACAAUCCAAGGGAUAUUUAUAAAGUUGAUGCAGAUGUUGAUGCGUUGACGCUUUUAGAAGUUGUAAAUCUUAAGAAACGGCUGGGUAUCGAGACCAUGGGAGUCCGUGUGCCCAAACCUAUUGGAUCAUUCUCGCAUCUCACGGCUACAGUUGCUAUGCCAAUCUUAAAAAGGUUAAAUAAAUUGGGUUACAGUGAACCUACACCAAUGCAAUGCCAGGCGAUGCCGAUUCUGCUACAGGGUCGCAGUGCGAUCCUGAUGGGAGAAAGUGGCUGUGGCAAGUCACUUUCGUACAUUUUACCCCUUAUUUGCCACAUUUUGUGCUUUAUUCGCGAAUCGCAGACAGUCGCCCCUAAGCGCUCUGCUUUUUGCAUCAUCAUGGCACUCACUCGUGAAGUUAGCAACAAUAUAUUGACAAUGCUCUCCAAAUUGAUGAAGUCGCUCGUUGUAAGGAUUGCGAUGAUAACUUCAGGGUAUGACAACUACAGUCAAAUUGUCUCCGGGACGGAAUUCCUCGUGGUGACACCCGCAAAGUUGGGUGAUCUUAUAAAUCAACGUUGUUUAACGCUCGAUGCAACGAAUUACAUAGUGGUUGAAGGAUUUGAAAAAAUGUAUCAUAAACAUCCAACCGAAGUAGAAGCCCUGCUGAGUCACAGAUGUGCCAUCAAAGUCGUACUCUCCAAUGCCAUUCUUGGAGUGAAGACGCUUACCGCUCUACGGCAAUACUUAAAAGGGGCCAUUACAGUCAAAUACAUUGUCAAAAAAGCGUUGUCAGGGACCAAUUUAAAGUGGAUUGCAUGCCUAAAGGAGCCAAGCCAUGUACAGAAGGCAACUUUUAUUGCCAAUCUACUAUCGCAUUUCCACCAGUCUUUUCGCAUGAUAGUUUUCGCUAACGAAAGAAUAAGUGUUGAAAAUAUCUGCAGUUAUAUCCAAAAUAUAACUGAAAAUGUGGGAUUCGUACACGACGCUGUGGGGAAAGAUAUCACUGCAGAAACACUGCGACUAUUCCGUGAGGGGAAAUUGCAUGUUUUGGUUACGACAGAGACGACGUUGGGAAAUGCUAAUCUGCCAAAGGUUGAUUAUGUUGUUAUAUAUGACAUGCCACGAACAUUAAACAGGUUUUGCUGGCGCGUCGGUGUAGCUAGUGCAUCGGAAAAGUCUGUUGUGUACAGCUUACUAACCAAACAUGAUCACAUCAUAUGCGCACAUAUCUGUAAUCAACUGUCUGAUGAAGGUCUAGAGUUACCGCGUGUAUUGGAUCAGGUAGCAGUCAACUGGAAGCCUUACCGACAUUCUCGGCGCCACAGAAAGGAUUCACGAGGCCAAGAAAGUGAGCACAAAGAAGUAGAGAUUGCAAUGCGUGGCACAACUCAACUUGGUCGAGAUAGCGAAAACCCUGCAUACGACGACCUAAUUUCAACACGCCGCGGCAAUGUAACAAAAGCCACAGAGCCGGAGGGUAUACAACUGCGUUUUGAAACGCAUGAAUCAUCGGAGCAAACGCAGAAUUACAACUGUGAGGUUCACGAUGGCCGUAGCUACGAUGCAGCAGAUGAAUUGCCUUCGGAUGAUGACGUUGAUGCGCCCCCUAAACGUCAGCUGGCAUAUGCGUCCGGGUUAAUAAACUUGGAGAAGCUAAAGCAGCGGCGCCUUAGGAUGAUGGGAGAACAACACGAAAUGUAG